AAGUAUAACUUGGAGUCUGGUGUUUGGUACCAACGUAAAUUUGAUUCCCCAACUAUCAUUGGCGCUGCUAAGCACACAUCCGUCACCUUGGCGGCCAUUGCACCACAUCUUCCAGUCAACCGGCGUAGUUUUCCCCCGUCCGCCAUAGCUUCAGGAAAGCAAAGCAAUGUUGAAGGCAAAGGGUCUGAGGAAGGCGGUUGUGCCGUCCAUUCUCAUCGAUAAUCCUUCUCCUGGGAAUAUCCAGCCCACUCGUCUCGCCCUCCAUGUUAGUCCGGACGGUUCUUCCUGCUGGGUCUUCAUUGCUUCCGGUUCUCGCGUGUUUAAACUCCAGAUUUCCAUGGAUGAAUCAUCAGUCCUCGAGGGAAAAGAUAGCUUACUGAUCCCCGUACAGACAAAGAGUAGGAGAAUUUCUAAUGCUGCCACAAUCCGUCUGCCCAUGCUCAUUGAAGGUUCUAGACUCUUUAUUACUCAAUCGCUGUCCUCAUCGCUCAGAAAUACAGAGCUUGGUCCUGGCUGAAGUUGAUAGUUCCAGCGACCAAUUACUAGGGACAGUAGAUUCCUAUGGUCACCUCAUUGUUUCUAAACUAGAUGCCACUGGCAAAGAUGCAGACAGGUUUACGUAUUCUGUAUUGCCUCGAGAUUCAGGUCUUGGUGAGGGCAGCUGGGCAGGAUUAUGCUUCAGUCCAAGUGAAUUGUCCACGGCAGCUGUUGCUCAUAGCUUUGGCAAAACUGUUGAUGUUUAUGACCAGGAUGUCCAUGUUCGGACAUUACGAACACUGUUGUAUCCAACCGCAUUGACCUUCAUUCAGAAUCCUUCUUUUGGGAAUGGAAGCUCUGUGUUAGCUGUCACCGAAGGUUGUCAGUUGACAAUCUGGGAUUUGAGAAUGAAAGAAAAGGGUGGUUGUCUGCAACGAAUCUGUGGCUCUAUUGGUGAUAAUUUCUAUGCUGUCUGCACUUCCUCAAAUGGUAAUAUUGCGGUGGGUGGUGCUGAUCGAACUGUAACGAUAUAUGAUCCUCGAAGGUGGUCAGCAUUAUCAAGAUGGGUUCACUGCUCAAAGUAUGAGAUUACGGGAUUGUCUUUCUCAUCAAUUGACUCUGAUUGCAUUUAUGUCCAGGGAGUUGACUAUGAGGCCUUUUGUGGACAGUGGAAAGAACGCAAUAAAUUAUUUUCAUUAAGAGGAGACUCAAAUUGGCUUGGAUUUAGUAAGAGCAGCAGGAGGGAUGUCUUAGGCGGAUGGUGUGAUUCAGGUAGCAUCUUUUUGACAGAUGUUACUCGCGACAGCGAAGAGGACACGUCAAAUGGCUUCGUCAAUGGCCUUUCCUGAGCACACCUUGUGCUGUCUUCUCUUAACGGUACUCUUCCACCUGAUACCAAUAAUGUUAAGUUAGUUCUGAAGCAGCUAGUUAGGUUUUAGUCAAACAAUCCUUUGGUUUAUUAUUAACUCACAUCAGUUGUGCUUAUUCAAUGCAAUGUCUACUAGUACAGUUCGCUUUAUACAUUGUUAGGUGACUUUAGUACCCUUGCACAUGAGAUAACCCCUCAUUCUACAUAGUAUUUAAGCAACUUCAUUCUGUGAUUGCGGUUACACUGAUGAGAUUGUACUUUGUUCUCA
Cucumis sativus (cucumber) is the source of this 1613-nucleotide messenger RNA. RefSeq lists its product as uncharacterized. Gene Ontology annotation, molecular function: protein binding. Bases 414 to 1325 code for a protein of 303 amino acids. The transcript has 13 exons. The record is from RefSeq and is a predicted model, not a curated record. Lineage: Eukaryota; Viridiplantae; Streptophyta; Magnoliopsida; Cucurbitales; Cucurbitaceae.